Molecule: messenger RNA, 708 nt
Organism: Vigna unguiculata (cowpea)
Lineage: Eukaryota; Viridiplantae; Streptophyta; Magnoliopsida; Fabales; Fabaceae
Source: RefSeq, a predicted model, not a curated record
UCUGAUAAGUAUAAAUAGUUAAAGUUUUUCCAACAACACAAUCACUUAAUUGAAGAAGAAAUAUAUCGUGAUAAUGGAAGGUGGUGGACAAAAAGAAAGCUCAGUGCAUGACAUGAAGCUUUUGUUCGUUGAGAUGGGUGUUGGCUAUGAUCUUCAUGGUCAAGACAUCACAGCCGCUGCAAUGAGAGCAUGCAGAGAUGCCAUCGCUACCAAUUCACUUCCAGCAUUCCGAAAAGGUAGCAUCCCUGGUGUGACAUCAGAUGACAUGAAAUUACAUGUGAAACUGGGGGUGCCUCAUCCUCUGCAACAAAACUUGGAUAAGGAUAAAAUCAAGUCUGUGUUUCCAUAUGGGGAAAUUAUGAAGUUUGAUGUAGUGGAUGGUGGAUUAGUGUGCUCAACUGAAGAAGUAGCUGAGAAGAACGAUGACUGCUACAUUGUUAAUGCUGCUGUCUAUGUUGGCUACUAGCCUUAUGGGGAAACUUUGUGUGUUGGAGUGUUGGUGUUUCAAUAAAGGUGCAAUGAAAAGUGUAAAUCUACAAAGAGUUUACUUCAUCAAGUUUUAUUUCUUUAAUCGAUUGUGGCCGUUAUCCUUCGUUAUUUCCGAAUGCAUGAACGUACUUUUGUAUUACUUGGCGUUAUGUUCACUGUUUGGUUGUAAUAAUUAUAGUACAAUAAUGUAAUAUCAGCUUAAUCCAUCACUUCAUUUAA